Prunus dulcis (almond) is the source of this 1599-nucleotide messenger RNA. RefSeq names its product UPF0481 protein At3g47200-like. Lineage: Eukaryota; Viridiplantae; Streptophyta; Magnoliopsida; Rosales; Rosaceae. The coding region runs from base 1 to 1599 and encodes 532 amino acids. The record is from RefSeq and is a predicted model, not a curated record. The transcript has a single exon.
AUGGCCCAAACAAAUGAAAAUGUAGUUUCCAUAGAGCAGGAGCUGUCUGUGAAGCAAGUCACAAGAAGAGGUGGUGGGCAAGUAAGCAGAGGAGACCAAUUCCAACCUAUAGAAAUUGAGCAAAGUUCGAGAGUGAGUAUUUCGAGAGUGAGUAUUCCUAGGGAGGAGAGACUGGAAAAAUUUAGGGAAGAAGCAGCUGAAGAAAAAAGGUCAUCAACUGAAAAUGCCAAACCAAAGAUCCAAAGGGUUCCCUUCAUGCUCCGAGAUCACAAAAAUUUCGAAAAAUACUACGAGCCAAGGGUAGCUGCCAUCGGUCCUUUCCACCAUGGUAAACCAAAGUACGAGCAGGCAGAGAAAGUCAAGCGUCACUUAGCUGCGAACUUUGUCAAAGACAGUGAACAGAAUGACGCAGAUUUGCUCAAGAAGGUUGAGGAGAACAUCAAGGGACUAAAGGAGUGCUAUGAUGAGGAAGCAACAAAGAAGUAUGAUGAUGAUUCCCUCGCGUGGAUGCUGUUCAUUGAUGGGUGUUCGACGCUGGAAUUCAUAUACAAAUAUGAAAAGUUAGAAUCUUUUAAGAUCAAAAGAGACCAGGUGGCCUUUGCAGAACAGGACAUGUUCUUGCUAGAGAAUCAACUUCCUUAUCUACUCCUGAAGCUGCUGAUGAGCUCGAGCAGCAAACAUGAGGAAUUGAAGGAGUCAAUUGAGAGGUUUGUUCAGAUGCACGGCGUUGCACCACCAGAUGAGAACCAGAAGUCACAACAAGAUGCACGAAAGCCAGAACAGAAGCCACCACAACCGGGAGCAGGCUUAGCACGACCCGGGCAACAUCCUGCAGUCACAAACAUAAAUAGGGAAGAGAAUCAACAUUCUCAAAGCACAGCAAUAACCAUCAAACCAAAGCCAACUGAACCAGAGCCAACUCAUCUUCUUGAGCUUCUGCUGACAAGAAUGCUAGGAUAUGCACCUAGAAAAAGUAAGCCAAGUGUCAACCUUGGUGCCCAAUCUUUUCGUAAUGUACAAGAGCUUCAGGCAGCCGGGAUCCAUUUUAGGCCGAGUAAGGAGGGCAGCUUAUUGGGCAACAUAGAUUUUAAGAGCUAUAUAUGCUGUGGGUUCCUUUAUCUUCCUAAAAUAAAAGUAGACGAUUCUAUGGGGCCUAAAUUCAUGAACUUGAUAGCCUACGAAAUGUGUCCCGAUUUCCAGAACGAUUUCGGGGUCACCUCUUACAUAAGCUUCCUGGAUUCGCUCAUCGAUCAUCCGGAUGAUGUGAAGCAUCUGAGGAAAAAGCACAUACUUCGAAACUUACUUGGGAGUGACGAGGAGGUGGCUCAACUCUUCAAUGAGAUAGGCACUGACUUGGUUCCUAACAAUGCAAUUUACCGCGUUCUUAAAAGUAAGAUAGAAGAUCACUGCCAGACCAUGUGGAAGAAACGGGUGGCUAAAUUCUUUCAUGAACAUUUCAGCAGGCCCUGGACUAUCCUGCCUUUCAUUGGUGUUCUCUUAGGGCUUGGGAUGACCGCUGCUCAGACUUGGUACGCCGCCAAUUCUAGUACCCCUCCAUGUGAGGCCUUACUUGAGUACCUGAAAGCGCACAGGUACUAA